This is a messenger RNA of Porites lobata, 11021 nucleotides long. The record is from the annotation of a GenBank genome assembly. Lineage: Eukaryota; Metazoa; Cnidaria; Anthozoa; Scleractinia; Poritidae.
AUGUUCAAUUUUCCGUGUAGACGCCCGACUUUUACAGAGGUCAUUACAGUCAUGAAUAUAGCAAGAAUCACUGUUGUAUUUGUUGCCAUCCUGGUACUAACUUGUGAAGGUAUGAUCUGCUUAACACUUGUUCGUGAUUUGUUCCGUGUGCAGAUUCUUUCAAAUUGUGCCAUGUUCACAUGAUCUCUUUUUUCACUUUCGCGGUACAAUUAUUUGAAAGCGAAUAGUCAACAGAGAGUGGCUCAAAAGACCGUAAUAGCGUAUGGAAAAUCAAUAGAUUACUGGAUUCAAAACAAUAACUAAUAAUUUUCUAAUUUAUUCGAUCAAGAGCUCACUUUCUCAUUAUCUUACUAACUUGUGUGCUUUGGCAUAAGUACUUUGUUUGCCUUUCUGCAAAAUCUUGUAGACGUGUGUGCCGUUGGCGGUUAGGUGCUCUAUUUUUGAUUAGAGACUCUUUGUCUAUGAUGAUAUCGAGGCCCAGUUGCAAAAGGCAUCUUUUUGAUCAAGUGGCUUUUUUUGCAACCGUUCCCUGUGAUCCGAGGGCGUUUUUUGGUGCUUUCUUUGUGCUCCCACUGUACUGGUUUGAUAGUCCUUCUUGGAGGAUACUGUUGAAGAAAUCCUCCAAAGAAAAGGAAACAGUCGCGUUAAUCUUAAUCACUAGUUGCUUUAUCAACCAGGGCCUCGUCUCUGCCAAAGGUUUAUCUUAUUUUCUAAAUGGAUCGAUUACCAGAAAAUAUCCAUUGAAAACCAACAAAAACCAAAACAUUUUAAGAACGACAGGAAAUCAAAAAGUAAUCAGUAAACUCAGUGUAGCAAGUUUAGGUUUUAGUUUCGGUUUCGUGCUUGACUGAUUUACAGGAUAGCAAUCUGUUUGGCCCGUCUUUUAUCCGUGUGUGUUAAGUUUAUAUGCUUUAAUCAUAAUCUUACUAUAUUAGUGUUUGCACCGAUUCCUUUGGAAAAAAGUUGGCUUGUGAAUCGGCUUUAACUUGGAAUAGCACAAAAUCAUCUUUAUAGCCUCGGAAAAGUUCACUGACUAACCUGAAGCACGUAAGACUCUUCAAAAUACAAAGCAAAUUUCCUUUCAAACUGAAAUACAAAACUUGUCUUCCCUGACCUUUCGUACCCUUAGCCCUCGGAUCCGUGAAGGAAUUUGCUCACAGUAGCAUCACCCAAGAAGGGUAAUACUACGCCGGUUGUUGUGCCAUGUGUUUGGGUAUGAACUACGCUGAAAUGCUGAUUAGUGUUAAUCCAGGAUUAAAAUUUUGUUCCGUUUUUGUAUUCUCGGUUUUCACUCACGUGAGAAAGCAGAAAUAAAAAUGGGAACCUUUUAAUACAGAAAGUGUAGAAUCUGGGAAAUGAAAGAAGAUAAAUAUACAAAAAGCCUUGCCAAGAAUCAGGUCUAUGCAAUAGUAGUAGUUCAUAUGCGAGAAAUUCGGAACAACAUUUUACCCAAAUUUAUAAAGCUUUGUAUGGAGACGCCAUGUUUGUGUCCCUUUCAGGGGCACAAAUAUGGCCGCCGGAAACUAACAGAAACAUCUGUUUUUGAGUUUUCCCACUUAUGCGUGAAUUCUUCGCUUGAGGAACUCAUAAAGACUGAAGCAAUAUUUAUUCUAAGACAAGGAAUGUUUAGAUAGCAAAAUCUCCAAAAAUGCGUAAUGUUUUUAACCCACUUAAGAGCUUUCCCGGCCGCCAGCCAAAUGUCGCGUCACGCGAAAGCCUGUAUCGUAAAACAAAGAACCCUUUUGAACCGAAAAUUUGUUUGUAUUAAGGUUUUAAGGUGCUCUAAUAUGACAUGAAAGUAGAAACUCAGAAGAAGCGAUAGUUUCUUAGUUCGAAUUUUGGUGACGUCAUGUGAAAACCAAGAAUUUCCAUUCCUGUGCAUUGCUUCGGGUAACAUUAUUAUAUUCCUAGACUUGCACUCAACUAAACAGGGACUGCCAUUGGCUGAUUCUUGGUCACGUGGCGUUGACUAAAAUCAAAUGUAUCCCGAUCGUGAUACAUUAAGCAAUGUACCCUGCUCGGGAUACAUGCACGUGAUCAAAGCAUGGUGGAAAGUAGUGUGACAGAAAGCGGGAAAAACACUGCCAGUUUUUUUUUUCGUGAAUGAACACAACAACUUGAACACAAACACGAAGCCUCAAGCUAAAAGGCAACGAUUUAUAAAGUCAUCCCAGAAGAGAAACAGCAGCUAGUGGAAGAAAACGAUGCAGAUAAUAUAAGGAAAGUAUUUUGUAAAACAUUAAUUCAGUGGUUUUAAGAAUUAAAUUUGUGUUGUUAUAGGUACCAAGUCGACUGUUUUGGUUCGCUCCGGUUAUUCGACUUAUUCUUUUGUUGCUGUUGAAGUACAAAUCUAGAAAUAGAACAAAACUCUUAAUGUCACGUCCCUCGGGAAACCAGUUAGUUUUGUUUUCCCGAGAGUCCUGAGAAAACAAAACUAUCUGUUUCGCUCGGGAUCUGACAUUAAGUGUAUAUUGUUGUGUUAUCAUCACUGUAUCUCGUAGUAAAGGCUCAAUAGUAUUUUUUAACCUCGAGUUGCAUGUUCUUAGACAAGAAAACCGUGCUUGGAACCGGGCACGGAAUGAUACGGGCAGUUACUUUCAGAUUUCGAUUUUUUUAUUUUGGUUCUUCAGCCCUUUGAAAUUCUCUCCGCAAGACAAUAAAAUAGACGAGAAAAACGGCAAAAAUAAGCUACUCUUAAAAUCUUAUUUUGUUGAUUAUGCUACUCAGUGUACUCCUUUGCAUUGCGAACUCCUCUAUAUCACUAGAAGGGCAACUAACCUCAUAUGAAUUGUUGGCCUUCAUGUGUUUUCAUUUCUUAAUGUGGUUUUCUUAUAGUUCAGUCCAUUUCCGGGAGAAGGACCUUGGACGCCCCAAUGCUGAAAGUUCUGCGAAAUAUCAAAGAAAUACUUGGUGAGUAAAAUCAAACACUAAACAGACCAAAAUUGGUUCUUAAUAAUUCUAAUUCGAAUAAAUGGUAAGUGCUGCGAAGAUCGUCUAAAAGUUCUACAGGGCUUGCUUGAUCUUCUGCCUUGUAGCCUGUUCCAGGCGUUCAGAUAGUAGAGCGCGGCGAUAAGUGGGGGAGCGAGUUAAGUUGUACACGAGUUAAGUUGUUAAGUUGUAUAAGUGGGCGAGAGCGAGUUUUCUCCUCCUUUCCCCCUCUAGUCUCCCCCCGGUUUUUUUGUCUUCUUGAAUUUUUCUCCCGCUCUCUACUAUCUGAACGCCUGGAACAGGCUACCAGCCUUGUAGUAAUGUAAUGAGGUUAUGUGUGUACAAAUGAAUGUAUGGUAAAUAAAGGCACUUCUUCUUAUGUAAACCUACUUUAGAACUUUUCAUCCCUUUUAACGGUUGUAAACGCAUCUUCUUUAAAAUACGUCUAAAUCACAAAACCAGAACGUUUUCUCAUUUUUUCGGUUUCACAGCUAUAAAAUUCAUCUGUUAGCCCUUUUGGGUCUCUUUACAAACCGAGAUGACAGAUUUCCCUACCCUUUUAUUUAAUUGAGGCCUGAAAAAGGCAACCUUUUUGUGCGGAGCCCCCCCCGUUUAAACCAUUAUAUAGGGUAAUUAUACAGGGGGGUUUAUUUGACAGGGGUUGGGGGGGGGGGGGGUAUUUAAUUAAGAAAGGACGAUGGUAUGAGUUAUCCAUAAAGAACUAGCAUACAAAGCGGAAAAGCUCAAGCACAAGACGUUUUUAGGUCAUGCAGCCGAUGAUCAGAAUCAAUUCCGAGCUAAAAAGCAGUCGUGAUUGCGAGUGCUUAAUUCAGUAUAUCAUUAAUUAUUAAAAACUGAAUCAUUGGAUAAUGCAGUUCUAGCAUUUUGAUUGGCUUAGCCAUGCUCUCCACAUAUGGUCGGUGUACGCGUCAGUUAAAAUUGGAAGCUAGCUGAGAUUUUUUUCGCGAAGGAUAGAACGGCGCCCGAAGCAAAUCGUUUUAAUUCAUUUCUUAGAAUGCUAGAAAUGCAGUUUCAUCGAAAGAAAAAAGACAAAACAAACAAAAAAGCCGCAAGAGCUUGUUUGAAAGUUUGUCGAAAAACACAUGAAAACACAUUGAGCUAAAGUACCUUGACCAGCUACGAAAGAGACAAGGUUUGUUUCUUCAUGAUCGCGAAGCCAUUCGCCGAUCGAGUCACUCGCCGAUAGAUAACUGUGGCUUGUUUAUCCGACAUCAAGAAUAAAAAUCACAAGUAACCAGCUACAAAUACAGGCUAUGCAGCCAUUCACUAGAGCAAUCGAGGCAGCAGUAUAGCUUCUUUUCUCGUUCAGCAAAACCAGCUUGUGGCCUCAAACAAUUUCUUAACAAGCGACCGAGGUAAUAGUUUUUCUCCGUUGUUCUUACUUUUAUAACUGCACCGAAAAUCCAAAUUCACAGUAAUUUCGACGGCUGUCACUUAAAAAUUAAUUUCCUUCACAUCAUCUGCCAGGUUUUUUUAGCUGUUCUGCUGUGUAAAAUCCUAGAAUCCCGAUCAGUUUUUAAAAAACUAAUGUUCAUUAAUGUUUUGAUUUUUCAUUCAUGCAGUCCAGGCGAGUCCGUUCACGGGUGACAGUUUUGAUCGACGCGUGACAUGUGAAUAGCGGAAGUCCCUUGUCUUUUCCGGUUUGUUCUAGCGAGAUUUUUUGGGCGUUUUUAAUAAAACAAUUAUUCCACUCGGGCUGGUUGGAUAUGAGAUGAUGAUUAUAGCCACCUCGGCGCCGCACGCGCCUCGUUGGCUAUCCCACAGCUCAUAUCCAACGCGCCCUCGUGAAAUAAUGAUGUUAACUAGAUUACUAUUCACUUGUGCAGUGAUUACUAUUCACUUGUUCAGCCCUACUUUUCACUAUUGUGAUGUUGUAUGGGGUGAUCGUUCCAAAACACGUGCCGACAAAUUGCAAAAGUUGCAAAAUAGAGCAGCACGGAUUAUUACCUCAGGCUGAUUACUCUAUCAGAUCAUCAGAUGUACUAAACUCUUUAGAGUGGUCAAACUUAGAAGAAAGAAGGAAAAGACACUUUAUUAGUUACGAUGUUUAAAAUAUUCAAUAAUGAUUGUCCGACGUACCUUCGGGAGCGGUUCAUAGAACCUCUGAAAUUCAUGACUAUAAUUUGAGGGGUUCUAACUAUGAUCUCCAACUACCACAACCUAAAACAAAUUUUCUCAAGCGUUCAUUUUUCUUAUCGGGUGCAAUGGCUUGGAACCAACUGUCAAAUGAAACACGUGAGAUUGGGAUCUUACUAGCUUUAAACUCGCCAUAUCUUAGGAUAUAACUUUUAUUAUGUUUUUAUGUUAUUUCUAAUACUCAUUUUUACUGUUGUUAUAUUGUAUUGUUAGUUGAUUACUAGUCUUAAUUUUAUAAAAAGUGUAAUUAUCACACGGCAUGUCUGAAAACCAGCUUGCUGAGCCAUUUACUGUGUUUAAAUAAAGUUGAUUGAUUGAUUGAUUAAUUAGAGGAGAUGAUAAACGGGGGAGGGGGCUUCAUAGAGGGGGGGGGGACUUAUUAACUUUCUUCCCUGAAAAGAGGGGAGGGGCUUAUUACAGGAAGGAGGCUUAUUUGAGAGGGGGGCAUAUUAGAGGAUUUACGGUAAUCAGGCAUCUGACUGAUAAUUGUCAUUUUCCGGUAUCUAAGUUAUCUUUGUAUGUUCAGAUUAUAAACGAUUUUUGCUAUUUUGAGUAACAGGUAAUAACCAAUUUCUUUGUUUCUGUCGUUGAAUAGAUCCCUGCCCCAGUGGCUGGACGCAUUUCAAAAGCUACUGUUACUUUGUGAGUAGCGCAGUCAAAAGUUGGCAAGAUGCUCGAACGUACUGCAAAAAAGCAAAGGGGAUCUUGUGAAGAUCCACAGCGAUGAAGAAAACGAGUUUGUUCUGAACUUGGUUUAUAAACACGCCCCAAGGACGAGACAGGUUUGAUCGGACUGAAGUGGGACGCGCUGAUAAGCAAGUUUAUCUGGGCUGACGAGGCGCGUCCAAAAUACACCAACUGGGACAACAAUGAACCGAAUCGAAACGCUUCCGAGCCAUGCAGCAAUAUGUGGACUGGAACUUGGGGCCAUGGAAACACUGGUUACUGGAAUGACAUGUCUUGCUUGAAUCGUGUUUACCCCGUGGUCUUGUCUGCAAGAGGCUGCCCUAGGCUGCAUCCACCAUAAAAGUCGAAAGUAGAAUGAUUCAAUAACCAAACUUGAUGUAAAACUAAAGGGCAUUUAAGCUAAAUAUCAAGAUAGUACUUUUAACAAUAAAAUGUGUGGAUGUAAUGUAGGCUGGAAAAUGAUUAAAAACAGUAAUCCGACUUCUCUGUUUUCCCAUUUUUGGUUGUUUUGGUUGGUUGGACUAGGUGACAAAUUGAGCAUGUGUAGGGGGACCUUUUUUGAAUUUCCCUUUUUAAUAUUCCCCAUACACAUACAGAAGAUUAUAUUGGUCGGAAACGGGGCACGGGGAACAGGGAGCUGGGAACGGGUAACGAGGAGUGGAAUGAGAAAUGAGAAUGAGGAAUGGGAGUGGGAAUGGAGGACGUGGAUCGGGGAAUGGGGAACGGGAACGAGCUCAGUCAAAAGGGAAAAUGAAAAAAAUAUAGGAAAAAAAAAAAAAAAACCCAGCUUAUUUCCCAGUUUAAUGAGUAACUUCAUCACCUAUUGCCUGUUUUGUUCCUAUUAGGUCAUUUUGCCCCUUUCCUCGUGCCAGUUAUCUCGUUACUUUGGUGAUUUUAGUAAAGGUCCCAAAUUAGCCGGUACUCACCAUUUGAAGGACAAAAUAUUGAUUCAUUCUCGCCUUUUUGAUCUUGAUUCUCUAAGCGGUACCAUCGUUAUUUAUAAAGAAAGGACUACUCCUCCUGGGCGAAUCAUGCUUUUAGGCAGCUGUGUCGCGUUGAUGUAUCCGGUUGAAAGGCAAACAAUGAGAGCUACCAACAAAUUGAGUGGAAAAUAAAAAUAACAUAGCAAAUACAAAAAAAAAGGCACUGAUGGACAAAAAUUAAAAUGAUUAAAACGGAUUGCAAUUGCGGUUUUUAAAUUGUCAUUAAGUUAUUGUGGUCAAACCUUUCCAUACCAGCCACCUUGGGAACAGACGAAAUGACCGUUGUGAGAAGUUGGCCGUUAUGGGAGGUAGGGGUGUAAUACAACAACUAUUUUUAGGAAGCACAACAUGUUUCUUUUGCUGCGUUCAUGUUUACUCUUUCCCUUAAUAAUAAUAAUAAUCCAAUAAUAAAGAAUAUACCUAGAUAAAAUAGACAAGGAAACUUCAAAAAUGUUUUGAAUCAACAUUCGCUGUAAGUAUCGUAGACAAUUUUUGUUUACUGCAGCACUGUAAGUAGCUGAAAAAGGCCGUUGUCAUAAGAGUUUAUUUUGGCAGUUGAGGACAUUCUUUAGUGGCCGUUGCCGCUGUAGUGAGGUGGCCGUUGUGGAGUGGUGGGCGUUAGUAGACGUUCGAGUUUAAUUAUUUAAGUUGUUAGCCUGACAGUUUUUCCAAAGUUCAUUUUGAUGUUUGACACGUUUGACAUAAUACUGUGGGAGAAGUUUGUUCGAUACAAAACCGUGAUUUUCAAUUUGCCAGUCAUUUACAAGUAAAAUCCCUCUAACGUCAAGUUCCUUGGCGAGCAAAGGCGCGUUAUUUGCAAUAUUAACCCAAUGAACUACGUCAGUUGUGAUUCAGCCCUUAAAUAGUUUCUGAUGGACCUGCAAAGAUGGCGGUGCCUAUUCGGUAAAGAGACUCUUACGCACGAAGAUUGUGUGACCUGACAAUUAAGUGUGCUUUCGUCCCAGAUUUUAAGUAGUUGGUUCAGUGACAAUUCUGAAAACAGCAAAUAUGUCUGAAAUUUUUUGUUACAAUCGUACUAGCCUGUGAACGCAGAAGUACUUACUGUGGUCGCUUCUGAUCUUAAAAACUGGGAUCAGGUGUUUUUUUUAAAGAGCGGAUGAGUCGAGAAGGAUAAUAGGAGAGGGCGUAAUCUCAGGCUACUGGCUCCAAUUAAGGGCUCGAUCAAGGUGUUAUGAGCUUCCUAAUGCAAGAAUACGUAAGAACUUUUGACGAUAUUUUUUUUGAAGGUAACAUGGUCGUAAUUCUUUUACAGUUCAGUCUGGCAAAAAUCCAAAAGAAAUGUCAGCGACACCGCUUUGUUGACAGCCUUGAGAAGCAUUGAAUGAUUACUGACUUGGUACGUAAACACAAGCAAAGGUUCAUCAUCAGAUAGAACACUCUGUUCUUAAUGCUACUCAUUUUUUUUGAUCGAUCUCUUGUCCUGUUAUUCAUUUCUUACCUGUAAUAUUUGUCAGUCAUUGCCCUUGUCCCAGUCGCUGGGCUUUGUAGCUACUACAACUUGGUAAAUAUCUCCAUCAAGAAUUGAUACCCAGGUGUGCUUACCAUUAAGCCAAAACUCCCUACAAAAUUUCGGACGGGAGAUUAAAAGUAAGGUCACUUUUGGUAAAUCCUCAGUGAACAUCGAGGACUUCCUUCGCUGGUGAUAAACGCUCAAAUAUUCCUUUGACCUCGUAGAAGGACCUACCACAGCCUGUAAAGCGAAAUAAGCUUAAUCGAGAGACUGAAAUAAGUACAAAUGCAUCGCCCAAAAUGGCAGCCCAUAUUUUCUAGUUUUUUCGCCAGAAUGGUGUAAAAAUGUUUGAUUUUCCCAUCGGAAAUUUUGAGUAAUUUACCCUCAGAUUUGGAUUUUCUUAAAGGGACUGGUUCACGAUAAUGCGCAUGCGCUCCGUUUGUCUCUUCAGAAUAAAUUUGUUGGGUCAACACUAAAUUCGAAAUCGCCAUUACCGGUACAAUCAUUGAAAAUCCUUCGUUUUAUUCGGACAUCCGUCGCUUUGGCUAGUCUAGUUAUACUUCGGUAGUGGUGAUUAACGUGUGGUUGUGUCGUUUGACUGGUUACGUUUUAAGAAGACGCAAAAAAUAAUGUUUUGAUCAUGGAGGUUGAGAAGAGCAUCGUGGCCGUCCGGCAACAGGACGUUCUCAAGAGUCUCUGGAGAUAGAGAAGCUUAGCCUAUCGAUCUGGUAUGGUUCUAGGAGUAGUGUGUGGCAUACGAAAAGAAUACACGACACUUGGAAAGUGGUUAAAGGCAUGAGUUCGUUCAACUUUGAUUUGAUUUUUGACUCCGACCUGUAGUUAUACCGCAACAGGCCGCGCGAUCUUCACCGAUCUGGUACACUUGAAAUGUUCCUUGUAUCUUUGCUUUACGAUCGUAUAUGUUUAAGAAUUGAUGUUUUUAAAAUAAAUUAUUGCCUGAAUAUUCUGUUCAUAAUCUAGUUUCUUUAUGUGUGCUACUCGAUAACAUUUGUUUUGCGGAACACUGACCCGAUGCAACGCGAAUGAAUUUGUUCAUUUGCUGAUAAGCAAUUGAAAUUUAUGCUCAAUUAAGGAUAAUCUUUAUACUCAUACGUUGUGUGUUUUUGUCACCGGUCCGGCGCUAUUUGUAGGUAUUUCUGGGUUUAUAUAAGGCGAACUGAGAGAACAGUAAUAAGAUGUUUGUUUACAAAUUUUGUUUGCCGAUCGGUGACUGUUUUGUUAGCGUGGGUACGACCUCGUAAAAAUACACGUUGGUAAAUGUUUGUUUCAAAGCAGGACAGGGCUGUAAAUCUUAUUCUUAUCGGCUGCAACAUAUAUCUGAGGAGUAGCAAAGAAUAAAAUUGAAUUAUGGGGGUAAAUAAAAUCAAACCAAAUGCCCGGAAAUACUCUCGCGUCGCGAACAAUUAAUUUGAAUUUUGUAAAUUUACUUGCGUGCAUCUAACUCGCUUCCGAUUGGUUGAAAAACAAUCAGCUACUGUCAGAACUCACACAUGCGCAUUAUCGUGAACAAGUCCCUUUAAAUUCUAUUUUGGUUCUUCAGCCGUUAUCUUCCCAAGAAAAUCGAAGAGACAAAAUCAAAAGCAAAAAAUUGGCAAAAAGCUACUUUUAAAAUCUCAUUUUGGUGGUCAUGGUACUCAAUGUAUACUCGAUGUACUCCUUGGCGUUGUAAACUACUCGGUAUCACUAGAGGCGCAAGUAACCUCAUAUAAAUUGGCGGUCUCAUUUUUUCAUUUCUAAAUGUGGUUUUCUUAUAGUUCAGUCCAGUUCCAAGAAAAGUGCCUUUGACGCCGCAAUACUGGAAUCUCUGCGAAAUUAAAGAAAAACUUGGUAAGUACAUCAAACAAGAAACUGUCCGAAGAUUUCAAUGAUGUAAUCUUCUUCAUAUAUAUAUUCAGCGAAUAUUUGUUUAUUUGCCCGACCGUCAUAAAGAACGUGUGGCCCCGUGGGGUACUCAACAAAGUUUUAUGAGGGGAGGCUCCUCCGCGAGUUCCAAGCAAUAACCCUUUUAUAUAACAUUUUCGACCGAAAAAAAAAUCGACAGAAAUAGUAGCCCUUUCGUUUACCUUCUAUUGACAAAUGGUAUACCUUCUUAAACCUUCUUUUGACAAAUGGUACCCCUAAAUCACAAGACCACUCUCAGCCCUUUGCGGCUAACCAAAACCGAAAUGAUCGGCAGUUCCCUAUCCCAUAGGGUAGGGUUUUUGCGCCGUUUUGGUCUGAAAACGGGUAUACACUUUGCCCAUUUUGGUCUGGAAUCGUGUAUGGUUUUCGAGGGAACUACGGAGUGUAAGAACGUAUUUAUCGUUUCAACUCCAAAUGAGUAAGCAACAAAGAGAAAUAUGCGAAUUCGAAAUGGAUUUGAACAUUUUUUUGUUUGAGCUCUAACGGGUAAGUAAUGAUAACAUAAUUUCUGCGUAAAGGCCAGGUCUGAAAACGGGUGUGGAAAAUUACAUUUUUUGGUCUGAAAUCGGGUCAGGAUUUGAGGAACCGGGCGGUAUAUCCCCACCAGGCUAGAAUUCCCAGGAGUAACCCCCGGGGAAAAGUGUCCUCUUCUUCUGCGGGGCCUCCCUGUAUAGGGCAUUAUAUAGGUUCCCCCCUGCACAGGUAGUUGGAUUAAGGCCAAUUUUUUCAGUUCAUCCUUUAUUUGAAAUUUAAUAUCCUAUUAUUUUCCAAUCUGAGAACACUUUUAACCUUUUUCAGGCGUUCCUUGUCCACAGGGCUGGGUGCGAUUUAAAGACUACUGCUAUCAUAUCGGUACCGUUAUCAAGACUUAG